Aspergillus piperis CBS 112811 is the source of this 2010-nucleotide messenger RNA. Its product is annotated as amino acid permease. Gene Ontology annotation, cellular component: membrane. The coding region runs from base 1 to 2010 and encodes 669 amino acids. The record is from RefSeq and is a predicted model, not a curated record. Gene Ontology annotation, biological process: transmembrane transport. Gene Ontology annotation, molecular function: transmembrane transporter activity. Lineage: Eukaryota; Fungi; Ascomycota; Eurotiomycetes; Eurotiales; Aspergillaceae. The transcript is spliced from 10 exons.
AUGACAGCGGAGUUGGAUCGGAAAGGUACCAUCGUGAGCCUCGAAAGCAUCCAAGAUGGCGAAAUCGGCAUUCUCGAUUUGGACGGCGGUGUCACCCCUGAAAUCAACGGGGAUGGAAUGCCGCGCCAGUUCAAUUGGCUUUCAACUCUUGGAAUUUCUUUCUCGAUCACGAACUCCUGGGCAGGAUACUUGAGCAACUUUGGCCAGAUCCUGGCUUAUGGCGGUCCUCGAUUAGUGAUAUUUGGAUCUAUCUGCGCUUUUGUGGUUCAGAUCAUUGUAAUUCUCGGGCUCAGUGAGCUGGCAUCGGCCUUUCCGUCCAACCAAGUCGAAGAGAUUCUCAGCGUUCGUGGUCGGAUGUAUGUCUGUCUUAGCAUGGUGGAUAGUGACGUGGGUUGCACCGCCCCAGAUCUGUCGAUCGACGAGGCCCUGAUGAUCAUUGCAGAUCUUCCGGUGUCCAGAUGGUUACGGCCUCCCUUGCGGACGGCCCUCUUUCUAUCUCUUACGGGCAUGGCCCUCAUUAUCACUAUCUCACUUGGUAUGUGCCAGGAAAAACAGCCAGUGUCAUUCCUGCUGCAAAGAGGGUAUGGAACAUCUGGCUGGAACGAAGGUACUGCGUGGAUGCUGGGCAUAAUGAAUACGAUGUAUUCUAUGACAGGAAUUGAUGCUGCUAUCCACAUUAGCGAAGAGCUCCCUCAACCAGAGAAGCGUGUCCCUCAGGCCAUGACCAUGAGUGUUAUUCUGAGUCUCGCUACCUGUCUUCCAUUGUCGGUUGCACUGAUGUUUUGCAUGUCCGAUAUGGAAGCGGUUAUCAAUUCGGAACUGCCAAGCUUGGAAGUGAUGUAUCAGGCCACAAAGAGUAAAGGCGUUACUACCUUCCUCUCAGUGUGGCUCUUGGUUGUCUAUGCUGCCUCAAUCCCGUCUCAAUGGGUGACGUGCGGCAGAGUAGCAUGGGCUUUAGCUCGCGAUAUUAACUCCCCGUCAGCAAGAUACUUUGCUAAAGUCGACGACAAGCUAAAGUUUCCUGUUCGCACCACAGUUGCUAGCUUCGGCUUUGUUGCUAUCUAUAGUCUGUUAUACUUGGUUUCCUCGGGCGCUUUCAACACGAUCACCAAUAGUGCGAUACUCUUCCUCCACAUAACUUACGUGGUGCCUCAGGGCAUACUUUUGAUGAAAGGCAGAGUGGGCGCACUACCACUUCGAUACUUGAAGCUUGGCUGCCUCGGCUAUCUCUGCAAUGCCUUUGUCAUUUUGUGGAUUGUUAUACUUGGAGUGUUUGUCUGCCUGCCUCUUGGGUUACCGGUAGAAGCCGAGUCGAUGAAUUAUACGGCUCCCGUGCUAAUUGGUCUAUUUGGCCUUGUGAUCCUCUUGUGGUAUGGACUAGGAAGGGUAGCAUUCCAGGGACCCCAGAUUGACAGGGACAUGAUGCAGGAGUCUCACAAUUUUCUUAUCAAGAACCAAGGAUCAUUUCCAGCCAUGGAUGCCCACCUUGAUCUCACCCUCCCUUCGACCUGCCCGGAACUUCAGCAAGGCAGCGAUUCCAACUGGGAUGAUGCCUCCUUUGCUCUUUAUUCCAUGAUUGAAUUGUCUUCCGAAGAGCUGGAUAAGCUGAUCACCGCCCUGAACCGGGACUGGAAGCGGGAGAUGACCGACGAAGCGAUGCCUCUUGUUCGCACCCCUACCGUGUACGACUCCAGUGGGAAAAGCCUCCGAGACGUCGUCCAGGCUCACGUUGAUCUGGACAAGGAAUUCACUCCUCGUGAUGAUGGCGGUGCUGAAGGCGACAUUCAUUGGUACCCCACAGCUUUUGUUGUUGUCACCACUCGCGAGUGGGAAGAGAAAGGACUCUUGUUGGUGUAUGUGGAUGUCGAGGAGAAAGAAUGCCCCAUGGACAAAUUCUUCUUUCACAUCGACAACGCUAAUAUUAUGUUGUCAAGCUUGAAUUUCGGUGAUGAGAGCCCCUCUUCCAGCAGAUUCAACUGGGAAAUGGGGCAUGGAGUGAACGCUGCAUGA